UGAUUUGUUAUGAGUUCCGUUUUUGCAGAUUUAUGGAUGGAUGAUUUAUCAAUAGAUAACAUAAGUUGAAUUGGGAAUUCAGAUAUGAGAGGGGAGUCGUCGGGGUUGAUAAUUGGAAUAUCGAUCGGGGUUGUUAUCGGAGCAGCUUCGGCUGUAGCUGCAUUUUUCUGCAUUAGGUAUUACCAUAGGCAGCGUUCGCAGAUCGGAAACAGCAGUUCUAGAAGGGCUGCAACCAUACCUAUUCGCGCGAAUGGUGCCAAUUCUUGUACCGUAUUGUCAGAUUCUUCGAUGGGCACCGAGUCGCCAAAGUCUACUGUACAGAACGGCUUGUCGUUUUGGCUCAGGGGAAUUAAGAAGUCCAGUGUGAUUUCUGCAUCUGGUAUAAUGGAAUACCCUUACAAGGACCUGCAGAAAGCAACGUGCAAUUUCACGACAUUAAUCGGUCAAGGGUCGUUCGGUCCCGUUUACAAAGCUCAGAUGUUGACCGGCGAGACUGUGGCGGUUAAAGUGCUUGCUACAGAUUCUAAGCAGGGGGAGAAAGAGUUCCAAACUGAGGUUAUGUUGUUGGGGAGAUUACAUCAUAGAAACCUCGUGAACUUGGUCGGCUACUGUGCGGAGAAACACCAACACAUGCUUAUAUACGUGUACAUGAGCAGAGGAAGUUUGGCAUCUCAUUUAUAUAAUCAGAAACUCGAACCGUUGAAUUGGGAAUUAAGGAUUCAAAUAGCUCUCGAUGUGGCCAGGGGCUUGGAAUAUCUACACGAUGGUGCAGUUCCUCCUGUAAUACAUCGCGACAUAAAAUCAUCCAACAUUUUGUUGGACCAAUCCAUGAGAGCUAGGGUGGCUGAUUUUGGACUAUCGAGAGAAGAGAUGGUUAGCAAGCAUGUAUCUAAUAUUCAAGGAACUUUCGGAUACCUCGACCCGGAAUACAUAUCAACACGUUCGUUCACAAAGAAGAGCGAUGUUUACAGCUACGGCGUAUUGCUGUUUGAACUCAUUGCAGGAAGAAAUCCUCUUCAAGGUCUUAUGGAGCAUGUUGAGCUAGCGGCUAUGAAUACGGAGGGAAAAGAUGGAUGGGAAGAAAUCGGGGAUCCACGAUUGGAGGGUAAGUUUGAUGUGGAAGAGAUGAAUGAGGUGGCGGUACUUGCACACAAGUGCGUGAGCCGUGUGUCUAGGAGAAGGCCUUGUAUGAGAGACAUUGUUCAGGUGCUUUCGAAGAUUCUUAAAUUCAGACACAGACAGAGUCGGAAGCGUGACAAGGAAGAUGAGGUCGUCAUCCUCGAUAUGCCGCGAUUAGAAAGGUCUACUAGUCCUUUGCCUCGACACAAACGAGCCGAAUCUUUGGACAGUAGUAAUGCCGAUUCCAUCGAUGUUUAAAUGACCAUUUUUCUUUUUUCUUUUUUAAAUUACUUGAUUCGGAUUUUUUUUUUUAUUUGUAGCAUAUUUUCAGCAAUGUAGGAUUUUAGAAUGAGAAUACUGUAAUAUAUAGUGAAUCUUUUUUGACAGGAUUGUAUUGAGUUUCCAUCAAGUUUAUGUUAUGUAUAUCAAACCGUGAAAUAUAAUCUUCUAGAUUAUGUGGUA
Messenger RNA from Erythranthe guttata (spotted monkey flower), 1581 nucleotides. It is a transcript of the gene CRLK1, whose product is annotated as Protein kinase superfamily protein. Gene Ontology annotation, molecular function: ATP binding; protein kinase activity. The record is from RefSeq and is a predicted model, not a curated record. Gene Ontology annotation, biological process: protein phosphorylation. NCBI's taxonomy places the organism in Eukaryota, Viridiplantae, Streptophyta, Magnoliopsida, Lamiales, Phrymaceae.